UGUAAUUCUAGCUGAAGGAGUGGCCAAUAAAAAAACAGUAGAACUCAUCAUCAUCAUCAUCAUCACAAACUGGUGGCUGUGAAGAUAGCAAAAUAAACAAGGAAUUGCAAUGUCGCUAACAGCAACUGUGAGCAAGUUUGCUUCCUGCAAUGUACCUGUAGAUGGUAGAAGAGAGAGAAAAUCACGAACAACAACUGGGUUGAUGGAAAUUGGAAGGAGAGGCCUCCUCCUAUCAUCAACUGUGAUUGCAGCUUCCCAAGUCAAUGACUCUAAGACUGAGCUUCUUAACAGAUAUCGGAAGAAAUCAGAAGAAAACAAGGCCAAAAAUGAUAAGGAGGUAUGAAGACUUGGUUCGUGAUGUUCAUUAUUGUUUAGAUGAUGGUGGACUUGAAGGUUUUAAUUCUUAUAAAGGUUGGCUUGAAAUGACACUUGUAGCCUUAUUUGUCAAAAUGUGUAUAUUUAAUUCUAAAUAUGUAUUGUGUACAUGAGUACACUCUUUGUAAUGUAUUUGACAUGUUUGAGAUGAGGCCGGAGGCCAAUGAGAUGUAUUUUUUAUCUUAUGUAAUUUUUGACUUCAUGAAAUUUUAUGAAAAUAUUAAAAAAUGUCAAGUUAUUGUUUCA
Molecule: messenger RNA, 621 nt
Organism: Cornus florida
Lineage: Eukaryota; Viridiplantae; Streptophyta; Magnoliopsida; Cornales; Cornaceae
Exons: 3
Coding region: 110-343 (77 amino acids)
Source: RefSeq, a predicted model, not a curated record